AUGACAAUCGUCACCGCGUAUUUAGAGGCUGGUUUUUAUGUGGUGUACAACAACCCGGGGAUGUCACUGCAGCUGCCCAGGCAGGCGGUUCGGGAUGGGAAAGACUUGGGAGACUAUGAGGCGCUGCAGGAGCGGUUUGGGAAUAAUCCACGGUUGCAGAUGAUGCAGAACCUUCAAAAGAGAUGGCCAGAAUUGAGCUUCAACGAAGUGCAGUUCAGAAUGCUGGCGCGGAGCGCAUGUUUCGUGAGUGUACGGGGAGAAGGCAGCAUAGUGGGGAGCUACUUUGGUGGACGGAACAUUGUAUACUUUCGUGAAGGGCAGGAGGUGAAAGGCAAGGCGUAUGAUAGGAUUUACCCCCAGCUGUCUGGAGCUGAGCGUCGAAGAGCUUUGUCCGCGGAGGCGCGAAGAGAAUACUUUGGUCGCGGGCUGAUGCUGGCCGUAAUCGCUGCGUCAUUAACAGCUAAGAUCUUCUUCUCGGGCUCGCCUCUCGACUGCAUGGUCGAUCCGCCGCUCCACGCCGACCACCCCUCUGGAAAUGAGUCCGCGGUGUAUUCUUCUGCCAAUGCCCCCCGCACAGUACCGCUGCGCCAGUUCCUCCUCCGCCGCACAGCGUGGGGGGACGGCGGAAACGCCGCCGUUGCGCCGUGGCGCAUCUGGGGCUGUUAUAUGGCGGAACGGCGGGGAGACUCAGCGCGAGUAGGUGCGGAGCUGGGUAUGGAUCGCGUGGUGGUACGGACCACGGCGACAGCAGCGGGGAACCUGGUCGGUGGAAGCGACGAGGUGGAGGGGGAGGGAGCAGAGCGGAUGGGGUUGGGGGAUGGGGUAGCGGCGGGGGGGAAAGGGAGACUAAAUGGUGCUGCUUCUAGCGAGAGCGGGGAGAAAGGAGGAGAGACGGAGAGACGUGCGAGCCACACGAGCAUGGAGGACGGAAGCGGGGAUGCGAAUGAAGGGGCGUCAGCUGAAAAACAGGUGAUUGAUGAAGGGACAGCAGCUACCACAUCAGCAGACGGAGAAGCAGUUAAAGAAACAGAAGCAAAUAAUGAAGCAGCAGCAACGCCAGAAGCGGCCGCAGCAGACGGAACCACAAAUGCAAAAGCAGUUGAGCCAGCACGAGAAAGAUCUGAGCCGCUCACGAAAACUAACGCCAUUCAUCCACCACAGCCCCCCAUCCCCCCCAGUCAACCAGAGCUGGCACAGCCCUCUUCCCAAUCCCAAGAUGGAGUGGACAUUUUUUUCCAGGGCGAGUUCGGGUACGAGUUAAUCGCCGUCCUCCCAUUUGCCUACUGGCACCAUCUCAACGGCUCCCUCCGCUCCACCACCUCCUGCGGGCGGCACUCCUUGGCCUCACUCUAUUACUUCAGCCCCAACCACACAGACGACGCCACGUGUCAUCGAAGUGACAUGAAGGACAAUGUCACUGCAUACGGGUUUCCUCACGGCAUUCAUUAUAGUCGCAUCCCUCCAGCCUGGCAGCCGCCCCCUCUUGCCCACUAUUUCAGGACGCUUCCCUCUGUGUGGCCGGAGAUUCCCAAGGGAUCCCGGUUGGUGGUGAUCGGGAAUAAAUACGAGCGGGAGUGGGGUCAUUCACCAGUAAAUUUCAUCGAUUUACCGGCUUUACUGGGAAUAGUUGAGUCAUAUUUAGAGGUGGGCUUUUAUGUGGUGUACAACAACCCCGGGAUGUCACUGGAAUCAGACCAUCGGCAGGUUAUUAAGGACGGCACGGAUUUGGGGGACUAUGAGGCGUUACAGGAGCGGUUUGGAGAGAAUCCGCGGCUGCAGAUCAUGCAAAACCUUCAAAAGCGGUGGCCAGAUUUGGGAUUCAACGAUGUGCAGUUCAGAAUGCUGGCUCGGAGUGUGUGUUUUGUGAGUGUGCAGGGAGGGGGCAGCAUUGUGGAGAGCUACUUUGGCGGAAAGAAUAUAAUUUACUUUCGUGAGGGGCAGGAGGUGAAAGGAAAGGCGUAUGAGAGAAUUUACCCACAGCUGUCUGGAGCAAAAUUGAAGGUGGUAACCAGUUAUGAGGGGCUGGUGAGGAAGGUGAAUGGGAUGAUCAAGAAGAACAAGUGCCAUGCUAAACUUCACUAG
This is a messenger RNA of Closterium sp. Yama58-4, 2082 nucleotides long. The record is from the annotation of a GenBank genome assembly. NCBI's taxonomy places the organism in Eukaryota, Viridiplantae, Streptophyta, Zygnematophyceae, Desmidiales, Closteriaceae.